Molecule: messenger RNA, 884 nt
Organism: Rhagoletis zephyria (snowberry fruit fly)
Lineage: Eukaryota; Metazoa; Arthropoda; Insecta; Diptera; Tephritidae
Source: RefSeq, a predicted model, not a curated record
AUGGCCGCCACGCAGGAGGUUAUCGUGGUCACCUUCAACUACCGCCUCGGCCUGCUCGGUUUCCUCGCCACUUCCGACAACUCUUCGGCGGGCAACUAUGGCCUCUUCGACCAGGUGCAAGCGAUCAACUUUGUGAUAGAGAAUAUUCGCCAGUUCAACGGCGAUCCCAAUAAAAUCACACUUUUUGGGCCGGAUGCAGGGGCGGCCAGCGCCGGAUUGCUCGCCAUUUCACCGCUGACGAGAAACUACGUAAAACGGGUGAUCGCCCAAUCAGGGGCGGCCGUCGCCGACUGGGCCUUCAUUCGCGAGCCGCUGUAUAUGCGCAACAAUUCGGUCCUUGCGGGCCGGGCCUUUGGUUGCAGCACCCGUGACAGUUGGACGCUGGUGAAGUGUCUAAAGAGUCGCUCCGCUACGGACUUUACCGCCACCGAAGUCCGCCCUGACGUCGGCUGGCUGACCUGGGGCCCGGUGGUGGACCGGUGGACACGUAGCAAGGACUACCAGUUCAUGACGGACCUGCCUGAGGACCUGCUCAGCCGGCGAGCGGUCCGUUUCAGCGAGGACUUUGCCUACAUGUCCGGCGUGACGAAGGACGAGGGCUCGCAGGUGCUCUUCGCCGACCCCGAGCUGGCAAAGCGCGACUACGUGGUCACCCACGCCGACUUUGAGCGUCGCGUCAAAGACUACGUGAAGAUCUACAACUACACCUUUGACCAGCCCGCUCUUCUCAACGCCAUCUCCUUCAUGUACUCGCCGUGGAGUGAUCCAAACAAUCUGACCCUGGUCCGACAGGGCAUCAUUGACCUGAUCACCGAUUCGUGGUACACCGCGGGCAAUGACAAGAUGGUGAAGUUGAUGCUGAAUAAUAGCGUGCCCACCUACAU